AUGGCAAAAAGCACCAAGACCAAAGUACAAAAUUUAUCAUCAUCGACAACGAAUUUUCUCCGAUCUUCUGCAUGGUCAAUAGAUUCAUCAUCGACGACAUCUAUACCAGUUUAUUCCACCGAAAAUAAAGCCACGACAAAAGAUGAUGAUGAUGAUGAUAGCACGAAUACUACAUUAUCAACAACCAAUGUCAAUACGACUACUACAUCAAUAACAACAACUACGGUUAGUACGACUACUACAUCAGCAACGACAACUACGGUUAGUACGACUACUACAUCAAUAACAACAACUACGGUUAGUACGACUACUACAUCAGCAACAACAACUGUCAGUACUAGUACUUCAAGUGUUGUUAGUGUAUCAUCAUCUUUAACCAACUGGUAUGGUGAUGAAAAGAUCAUCAUUAAUUGUUUGACAACGUUGACGAAUAUUACUAUUCAAAUCAUUGUACAAAAGACUGUCGGUGCAGCAUACAAUGGUCAUACCAAUUCAUUUGCAUCUGGAGUAGUAAGCUCUUCGUAUGUUGAUAAUGGCUCACAGAUCAUCUAUACAUGGACGAUUGCUAGUGGACAAAAUAUUACCUGUAGCAGUAGUUCGUACAAUGUCAAAGCCCAGUUUAGUUUGGUUGGUACACAGCAAAUAUCCAGUGCUGAUACCUAUGUAGUGACAACAACAACAAGUGUUGGAAUUACCACCACAUAUUCGGGACAUUUUUGA
Molecule: messenger RNA, 720 nt
Organism: Rotaria sp. Silwood1
Lineage: Eukaryota; Metazoa; Rotifera; Eurotatoria; Philodinida; Philodinidae
Source: the annotation of a GenBank genome assembly